UUUCCACGUUUUGUACAGCCAUUAACGAAAUUUUAGUGGUUUUCCGUUCAUUUCCCCGCAAACGGUUUCAUCAGGUUUUCUCCCCCAACAAUCAUUUUACAAGGAACAAUGGAGUUAGCUACCUCUUCGAUCUCAGGCGCGCAACUUAACUACCUUUCUGCAAAGAUUCUCACAGCACCAAUGUUCCACUCUUUCAAGUAUCCUCAAUCAACCGGUUAUCUCAGCUUUCACUCCCCGGUUCCCCGGCCGUUUUCCAACGGCUUCAUUUGCCGAGGAAGCAGCUUCAGUUUCAUUAACAACAUUAACUCUCGUUCUAAUUACAAUAAUAACAUAAUUAAUAAGAUAUACACAAGGUUGGAUUCUUGUUUGGUCAUACCUCCAUCUGGAAACAAGAAACCACGUGCCAUCAUCAAAUUCUUGGGCGGUGCUUUCCUUGGAGCUGUCCCUGAAGUUACUUACAGUUACUUGCUUGAGCUUUUGGCAAAGGAAGGAUUUUUAAUAAUAUCAGUGCCGUACAAUGUGACAUUUGAUCAUGAACAAGCUGCUAACCAAGUUUAUGAAAGGUUCAGUGCUUGUUUGGACAACUUUCUUGCUUUUGGAUUCCCAGAUGCCAAUCUUACUCCUGCUGAUCUUGUUAACCUUCCAAUUUUCUCUGUUGGUCACAGUAAUGGUGCUCUUCUUCAAGUACUCACCGGAAGUUAUUUCUCUGAGAAGUUACCAAAGGCUAAUGCCAUUAUCUCAUACAACAACAGGCCAGCAACAGAGGCGGUGCCAUACUUUGAGCAGUUGGGUCCUCUAGUUAGGCAGAUGAUGCCAAUGGUAGAAGCAUCUCCAGUGUAUUCAAUGGUUAGGAGUGCUUCAGAUGAUGCAUGGAAGAUGUUUAUUGACACAGCUGGAGCAAUGAUAGCAGACAGGGACCAGGAAGCCCUAGUCUCAUUCACCAAAUUUGUUGAUCAAUUGCCCUUGGUUUUGGGUCAGGUCACGGAAGGGAUAGCAGAGUUCAAGCCAACACCUUCAGAGAACCGUGAACGUUGUAAGAACAAGUACAACAUCCAACACACACUACUGGUGAAGUUCAACUUUGAUGCAAUUGAUGAAACUGAUCUCCUUGAAGAGACGUUGAAGCCUCGUGUGGAGUCUAUUGGUGGGACGCUGGAAAAGGUCCAAUUAAGUGGUAAUCAUAUAACACCAUGUGCACAGGAACCAAAAUGGCAAGUGGGCUAUGUGUACACUCCAGCAGAUGCUAUUGCUCAGGGACUUAAGACCCUUUCAUUGAAUGACACUAGAGUGCUCUCCAGAACAAUUAGUGAUUGGUUCAGACGUUUCGAAGACUAACUGCCAUAGUUCAAUAGACAGUUGAUUCUCUUUAGGAACAGUUUAUUGAAAAGAGAAUGACAGUAUAGAGUUAUAAGGAAUCAAAAAUUAGACGCUUCUCUUUGUGUAGCUCAAGCUCGAUGGGCUUUCAUAAGUACCAAAAAGGAAAAUGGAGGAAUUAAAAUUCAGACUAGACCUAAAUCAUAUAAAAAUAUAAAAUGGCUCUUAAGUGGUGUUGUCACAGUGAAUUCAGUUGUAUAGCUCGUGUAAAUGUUGUUUGUAA
Messenger RNA from Theobroma cacao (cacao), 1597 nucleotides. RefSeq names its product initiation factor 4F subunit (DUF1350). NCBI's taxonomy places the organism in Eukaryota, Viridiplantae, Streptophyta, Magnoliopsida, Malvales, Malvaceae. The record is from RefSeq and is a predicted model, not a curated record.